AUGAGCGCUCAGCAAGUAAACGGUCGCGGUCGCGUCAAGAAAGUAAGACACCCGCAGAGAGCAACCAUCCUCGCGCGCUACGGCGACCGUUGGGCCGAGACUGCCGGUUCCUCGACGCCAGAGACGAAGCGCAAGCGCGUUGGCAUACUCAACGAGGCAGAGGCCUGGGUUUGGUUGACGUACGGCACGGAUGAACCUUGGCGGGAGAUCGGGGAGGAGGAGAACGACGCCCUUAUCGAUGCGGGGGAGUGGCUUGCGGCAGAUGGCGUCGUGAUGGACGUCGAGAAGUCUAAGCGUUCUGCUAUGCGGCAGGAUAUAUGCCGCGUGCUGCACAAAACGACGCAGAACAGAACGACGGAGAACGGGACGACGGAGGACCAGGCGUAG
Messenger RNA from Peniophora sp. CBMAI 1063, 387 nucleotides. The record is from the annotation of a GenBank genome assembly. NCBI's taxonomy places the organism in Eukaryota, Fungi, Basidiomycota, Agaricomycetes, Russulales, Peniophoraceae.